Dreissena polymorpha is the source of this 4643-nucleotide messenger RNA. RefSeq names its product fumarylacetoacetase-like. Bases 58 to 1314 code for a protein of 418 amino acids. The record is from RefSeq and is a predicted model, not a curated record. Gene Ontology annotation, biological process: L-phenylalanine catabolic process; L-tyrosine catabolic process; homogentisate catabolic process. Gene Ontology annotation, molecular function: fumarylacetoacetase activity. The transcript has 10 exons. NCBI's taxonomy places the organism in Eukaryota, Metazoa, Mollusca, Bivalvia, Myida, Dreissenidae.
CGUUAUAAAGGGCGAUUAGUGUAAACAAACAAGACGCUCGUGAAACACACAUCACAAAUGUCGUUCAUUCCCGUAAGCCCAGAGAGUCAUUUUCCAAUCCAAAACCUUCCAUAUGGAGUGUUUUCUACUGCAGACAAUCCCAAGCCUAGAAUCGGCGUUGCUAUUGGUGACCAGAUUCUGGAUUUGGGUGCUGUCAAAGUGUUCUUUGAAGGACCUGUUAUGAGGACUCAGCAGCAUGUCUUCGAUGAGACAAGUUUGAAUUCAUUUAUGGCACUUGGACGCCCUGCAUGGCAGGAGACGCGAGAAACAUUGCAGAGAAUUCUGUCAGUAGAUGAACAAGGCCUACGAGAUAACCAUGCCCUCAGAGAAAAGGCCCUUGUUCCCCAGUCUUCCGCCACAAUGCACAUGCCAGCAAAGAUUGGAGACUACACAGACUUCUACUCCUCUAAGAACCACGCCUACAAUGUGGGAGUCAUGUUCCGAGGCAAAGACAAUGCCCUCAUGCCCAAUUGGACUCACAUCCCAGUGGGUUACCAUGGCAGGUCCUCCUCAGUUGUCGUUUCCGGUACACCCAUCAGGAGACCUAAUGGACAGAUCUGUCCUGAUGAAAGCAAGCCACCAGUGUUCAGCACAUGCAAGCUGUUUGACUUUGAGCUGGAGACAGCGUUCUUUACGGGCCCUGCUACAAGACUGGGGGAGCCCAUACCCAUUGAGAAGGCAGAGGAUUACAUAUUUGGAAUGGUCCUUAUGAACGACUGGUCAGCUCGGGACAUACAGAAGUGGGAGUAUGUGCCCCUUGGACCCUUCCUUGGCAAAAACCUGGGUACCACAGUGUCACCCUGGGUCGUUACCAUGGAUGCACUGAAACCAUUCAUUGUUGCGAACGCUACACAAGAUCCCAAACCUAUGCCCUACCUUACCCACGAGGAUAACUACAACUUUGAUAUAGCCUUGGAAGUGGCUAUUAAAUGUGAUGGGUUGUCAGCCCCUGCCACCAUCUGCCGCAGCAACUACAAGCACAUGUACUGGACGAUGAAGCAGCAGCUAGCCCACCAUACAGUCACUGGCUGCAACAUCAACCCUGGAGAUCUCAUGGGCUCAGGAACCAUCUCAGGGGAGACUGAGGAUUCCUAUGGCAGCAUGCUGGAACUCUGCUGGAAAGGAACCAAGACUAUUGAGCUGGGUAACGGACUCACACGCAAGUUUCUACAAGAUGGGGAUGAAGUCAUCAUGACAGGCUUCUGUACAGGUGACGGAUACAGGGUAGGGUUUGGUACCUGUGUAGGAAAGGUUCUACCCGCACACCCACUGUAGAAGAGCCUACCCUACAGUAGACAUGGGAUGUUAAAGCAAGACAAAUGUCUAUAAAGAAUAUUUUUUUGAUACACUUAUCAAUGAUAUAUAUCAAUUGAGAAUAUCAAUUUAUUGCCUUAAAUUUAUGUUUGAAAACAAAUUUAAAACUCUGCAUACAAUGUUAUCAUGGCAAUACAAUUCAAUUUAAACAAAAAAGAUUAAACAUUUUGUUGCAGUUACACUUACUUGGAAAGAUGUACUGCAUGCUAUGGAAAUCAAGGAAUUCUAGUCAAUAAUCAUAAUUAAAUUAAAAAUAACUUGAAUGUGUAAAAUGGAAGGGCAAUUGUCCAUUUAAUAUAUGUAGAUGAGCUGAAAUUGUUAAUAAUCGAAAAGUGAGUUAACCAGUAUUUUAGUUUGAGAGCAUACAAAUGUUAUACUGGUUUUUAACCAGGUUUUCGGAAGGAAAAAACUGGUUAUUAGAUUGGCGAAUGCGGGCGGGCUGGCUGGCUGGCUGGCGGGCGGGCGGAACAAGCUAUUCCGGGCCAUAACUAUGUCGUUCAUUGUCAGAUUUUAAAAUCAUUUGGCACAUUUGUUCACCAUCAUUGGACGGUGUGUCGCGCGAAAUAAUUACGUCGAUAUCUCCAAGGUCAAGGUCACACUUUGAGUUCAAAGGUAAAAAAUGGCCAUAAAUGAGCUUGUCCUGGCCAUAACUAUGUCAUUCAUUGUGAGAUUUUAAAAUCAUUUGGCACAUUUGUUCACCAUCAUGGGACGGUGUGUCGCACGAAAGAAUCACGUCAAUAUCUCCAAUGUCAAGGUUGCCACGACUAAAAAUAGAUUUAAAAAAAAAACAAACUUACAAAGGGGGUUGAUUUUGUUUGUUCAUUUCAAAAGUUCAGUUUGAGUUUUCUCCCUUUAUCAGAUUUUUUUUUCACAAUGAAAACCUGGUUUUGUGACAAUUUUGUCCCUUGUUAACUUAUUACUCCAUGCUUGUUAUUUCUAAUUUGCAAAUGAUUCAUCAUGAUUAAUAACCAAGAAGUGUACAUACAAUUUUGCGCUUCCUUCAUGAUAAUGUUGGAAGGGCAUAUAUUGUUAUUCCUGUCUGUGUGUUUGAGUGUGUGGUUUGUUUUUGUGGGGACAUUUUGUGUGAUUUGAUGAUGAUCAGAUUUGAAAAUAAUUGUGCAUGAAUUAUCAUCUUGCCAUGCCAUGUCCGUGCUUAAGACAACCAUGUUGCUAGCUUAAAGCAAAGACUGCAGUUGACAAUUGGAGUAUCUGCUUUUCUAUACAUUGUAUAUUUGUUUAUAGGGAAAUAACAUAAAGUACUUUUUUGUUUGCGUCCUAUAACUCUGACGUGCAUUAUGGGAUUUCAAAAUUAAAUUGGAACAUAUAAUCAUCAUAUCAUUCAACAACUGUGGCGCUAUUGUUACAGGCUGUGUUGACUUGACAUUUUGUCUGUCACACAACACUGGUUUCUGUGUCCAUUAAGGGGGCUUCCUUGUUUUUCAGACCCUUUUUAUACGCCCGUCUAUGACGGGACGUAUUAUGGUAUACCCCGCGUCCGUCUGUCCGUCCGUCCGUCCGUCUGUUAAUGUCGUACGCUACGUCAAAUAUCCUUUGACAGAUUUUCUUCAAAUUUUAACACAAUCUUAAUAUUGAUAAACCCUGAUCCCCUUUCGUUUUUGACGGAAUUCUGAAUUGUCGUUCCAGAGUUAUGGGACUUUGUUCGUCAAAAUUUCGUGAUUUCAUUGAAUGUCCUACUGUAGCUCAAAUAUCCUUCGAUGGAUUUUUUUCAAAUUUCAACACAAUCUUAAUAUUGAUAAACCCUGAUCCCCUUUCGUUUUUGACGGAAUUCUGAAUUGUCGUUCCAGAGUUAUGGGACUUUGUUCGUCAAAAUUUCGUGAUUUCAUUGAAUGUCCUACUGUAGCUCAAAUAUCCUUCGAUGGAUUUUUUUUUUUUUUUUUUAGUAUCCCUGAAAAAUUGAACAAGGUGAGCUUUUUUCUAUUCCGAUUGUACACUACCACUUACCCAUCUACAUUUCUCUUUUAUUAUUGGUCAAAAUAUCUAUAACAGGUUUACUUCAACUCCAUAUCCUCUAAAGAAAUGCAUACAUAUACUCAAAAAAAGAUAUGGUAUGAAUGUCAAGGAGACGGCGCUCCAUGCUCAUGUACUUAUAAAAUAAACCAUGUAUUCAAAUACAAAUAAACUGAAGUAAAAAAAUGAUUCAAAGGGUUAUUUAUUACCUUACUACUUCAUUGGCGAACGACGGGCGUAUCAUGCGCUCAUGGCGCAGCUGUUUAUUAAUCAAUCUUUUGUUCAUGUAUUUAGUUAUCUGUAUUUCAAGAGGUAUAGUUUUUGCCUUUUUUUAAAUGCCAAGAAUUGAGAUUGCUGACAUUCCAGUGAAGUGAAAGCUUUUAAUAAAUAGAUUGCUGAUUGUGCUUUGCUUUUUUAUGUCUGUCCGUCUGUCUGUCCGUCACACUUUGCGUUUAGGUUUAGAAAAAUGCUCAUAACUUCUAUGUCGCUUCAGAUGUAAACUUCAUAUUUGCUAUGCAUGUGUAUAUGGGACAAGACCUUUCCAUACGCACACAAAUUUUGACCCCUUUGACCUUGACCUUGAACUUAAGGUUUUCAUUUAGGUUUCGAAAAAUGCGUUAAGGUUUAAAAAAAUGCUCAUAACUUUUAUCAAAGCGUUAAUCGGGGGCACAUGUCAUCCUGUGGAGACAUCUCUUGUUUGAAUUGGUCACAGUGCUACAAUUUCCUAGUAUUUAUUUUGUAAAUCAGUUUUAUGAUGGUUGUAAAAAUGAAUAAUGUGAUAUUCAUACAAUGAACUGUCGUUUUAAUGAAAUUAUUUAUAUAAUACUUCAUGCAUACUUGGUGCAUAAAUAAUUAUACCAAGACAAGUGCCUUAUUUCAUGUAGUCAUGGUGUGUUUAAGUUAUAACCCUGGUAUAUAGCGGUAAUGCAUAUAUGGUGAGUGUAUGACAUUGUUUCUAAGACUGCAAAUUGCAAAAAAUGAAGUUCUUUAAAAACAUACCGGUAGAAAAAUAUUUGUUAUAUUUAUAUUAUCUACAUGUAGUAACAUAUUACAUUGUAUUAAAAUCAUAUAUUGUUAUAAAAGGUGCUUUUAUAAAAGCUUGAGCCCUUAUUUGCUUCAGUAACUACUCACUAGAAUUCAUCAUGAAAGCAAUUCAUUGUUCACUUUGGUUACAUUUAGCAUUAUUUUUAUCUUCUACACUUUAUUUGUUAGAAUAUAUUUGAAUUUUGAAAUAAAUAGUUUAUGGAUGUUUUAAUUUGAUUCCUACAGACAGGAAAAUGUAUUGCUGAUUGAUCAAUGAUAAUAAACGCUUAAAAUAUGUU